AUGAGCGACAGCCAGUCGUUGGCUAGUCGUGAGCUAACCGUAAAGCAGCCCCCACGCCAUGGUAAACUUUCAACUCCGGUUCUAGCUUGUGUAGCAAGCCCAAGCCCUGCAAAGUCAAAGCGGCGCCCAGCGACAGAGCGUCCGUCUUUGCCGACAGCAAAUGUGGCGCCAGUCAAGCUGCCCUCCGAGCUUUUUGCGAUUGCGACAAGUAGGAGCAGCCAGGGCGACUUGGCUCUCGGCAAAGCAAUCGAUGGAAUUCAGGCAGCGGCAACUCGCCUGGAGACGGAGCGCACCAAGUUGGUCAUACAAAGCCAAGAGCUCCAGAUUUGGGAUAUGGCGCGAGAGGAAGAGCUGGUGCUAUUAAGGGCUGAGAAUGAGCAGCUGGAGCAGCAGCUCGCCACGGUGGCGGAGAAAGUCGGCAAGGGCCUCGGUCGCGACGGCGUGCUCGAAAGCCUCCAGUAUGCGCUUCGCAAGGCGCGCACGGAGCGUGAUGCGGAGAUGCGCGAGGCGGACUCAUUGUUUAACCAGUUACAAGAAGCCAAGGCGGCGGCCAUGGAGCUUCAAGAGCUGCGGGGUGCCAUCGGCUCCGCGCUCAAUGGCCUGGAAGACGAGUGGAGCGCCGUUCCGUUGCUGUCUGAGGAGGUGCGGGCGCUCCGCGCACGGGCCGACGCGGCGGUGCAAGACCCAACCAAUCUGGGUCACAAGGAAGUGACCACGCUUUUGCGCGGGCUGCUGGCGCUGGCAUCGCGGGGUGCGGAGCUACAGCACGAGUCACUUCGCGGCGAGAAUUUAGCGCUGCAGCAAGCGCUGGAUGCCGCUCACCAUCAGCUAUCUGAGCAGACCCAUCAGUCGUCCCAGAACAUCCUCGUUGGCCCUCACGAAUAUGGCCCCGUGCAAGCGCCAGCAGCAGUAACAACAGCAGCAACAACAGCAGCAGCGAGAAGAGCAGCAACAGCAGCAACAGCAGUAGAGCUCGGAAAGAAGCAGCAACAGGGGCCAGGCACGAACCCCAGGGCGUCCGUCUCGGCGGCGGUCCGGCAUGGCCAUGGAAAAGAAGAGGAGCACGAUUCCCAGCGCGUGGCAGCACUGCAGCAACAGGUUUCGGAGCUCCAGGCGAAGCUGGCGGAGUACAGAUCCUACUUAGAAGAGAAUCAGGAAGAGAUUGAGAGGAUGCAGGUCACGGAGCUUCAGGCGCUCGCGUUGCGCGCACAGCAGCAAGCUGCCGAGCGGGAGGCUGAGGUGGUGCGACAACACGAGGCAACCCUGGACACACUGCGACAGCAGCUGGAACAGCGCAAAGACGCCGAGCUUGCAGAGCUCGCCUCGCAGCACGCCGCGGCGAUGGCGGAGGCGCAGAGUCGCGUAGCUGAGCUGAUCAGCCAGCACUCUCGCCAGCUGGCCGACUUGGAGGCUCAGUCCGCCAGAAUGGCGUCGCAGCACGUGGAGACGCUCGGGGAGCUGCACGCCCAGCUGGCCAAGCUGACUGGCCAGCACGCGCAAGCGCUUGCGGAACGCGAAGCGGCGGUAACAAAGCUACAGCAGCGCGAGGCGGAGCUGCAGCAGCAUCACACUGACGCUCUUGCUAAAGAGAAACUACGGCUGGCAGAGGCGCUGACGGCGCAGGCCGUCGAGCUGGCGGCGCGGCAUGCUGAGGAGCGGCGAGAGGCGGAGGAACGGUGGGGCGUGGAGGUUGCAGCAAAAUUGCAGGAGCUCCAGGCGCAGAUUGAGCAGCGCUUCCGCGAGCAGCAAACGACACGUGACGCGGAGGCGCGGCGCAAACAUGCAGAGCGGUUGGCAGAGCAGGUCGCUCAGCUAGCGCGGCUACAUGCUGAGCAGGCCGCUCAGCUGAGCAUGCAGCACGCUGAGGCAAUCGCCGACCGAGAGGCACAGCUUCUGGACCAGUUCGAACGGCAGCUUGUUGAGCGGGAAAGCCAGCUGGCAAAUGCGCAUGCCGACCAGCUACGGGACCUGGAUGCCAGGUUCGCUGCGAAGGCAGCGGAAGCUGCUGACGUGCGCGAGGCGCAGCUACGAGGCUUUUUCGAGCAGCAGCUGGCGCACGCGCUGCGGCAGCAGGAGGAAAGCCUGAUGGCGGAGGCGAUGCAGGUGGAGGCGAAGCUGCGGGAGGAGGCAGAGGCCGCGGCGGCGGCGGCUCAGGUGGCGGCAGAAGCGGCGCGUUUGGCGCAUUCGCAAGUGGCAGCGGCAGAGGCAAAGCUGAAGGAGGAGGCGGAGGGCGCGGCGGCGGCCGCGGAGCAGGCGCGACUUGCGCAUGUGCACGUGGCGCAGGCGGCGACGCAACUGGAGGAGGAGGCGCGGCGCCGCGAGGCGGAGCUGACGGCGCGGAUGGAGAUGUUGGAGGGCCAGGGUGUCGUCCAACUGGUUAUUAACGUGCUCGAGGCGGACGCAUCGCGUUCGAGAACACCCGCCGCCGUAGAAGAUGCUGCCACUGCCACAGCGGCAGGGCAUUCUCGACCUGUCGCAGCGUGCUCGUAUAGUGCAGGGCCUGCUGCUCAUGCCGAUGGGGGGGAAUGGCGGUCUGAGAACCUCGGUGGUGACGCCGCAGCACGCUUGGUGGUUGAGGGGAUGGCGGAACGGAGCGAGGAGCUGCAACGACCCGCAAUCGAGGCCAUUGCCGAGGCGCGAGCCGCACACGAGCUGCAGGAAUCCAAACUGCGGCGGCUGCUAGAGCGGCGGACGGAGGAGGCGCAGGAGGCGGAGCGGCAACACAAUGAGCAGCUCCGAAACCUGCAGGACCAGCUGACGGAGCUCCGUAACCUUUUAAUGGAGGAGCGGGAGCGCCACAGCAGCUCCAGUGAGGCCCUCGAGCAGCGGGCGGCACGGCUGGCUAGGGAAGUAGACUCAAUGCGGCGCCGAGAGGCGGAGGUGGUGUGCGCGUUGGCGGCACGGUCCGGGCCGCCGUUGACCAAGCCGACGGACAGCGGCCGGACGGGACCGUCGCUGGAGCUACCGGACGGAAGGGAGCCCCAAGGGCCCGCUCCGGAACCGGUUGACGGCACCGGUCAACGGCAGCUAUUGCCACCCCCUCAAGGGAUUCGUGAGAAGACCCUGCUGCUGCCAUUGACGGCCUCCGGCGCCGCAUCUGCGCCAAGCAGUGCUGCGCCGGACCCUGCUAGUGCAACCGCUGAUAUGUGGUCAGACGGACAGGCGUUGUGGUGGCCCACCUGCGGCUCCAUCGCCACGUCAGCGUCAGGCAUUCGUAGCCUGAGUGGCGGCAACGGCGGCGGCACCACAAGCGCGGAGCCUCUCCCAGCUGCCGUGUCUACCGGCGCGCAGGGCGCCGCCGAACAGCCGGACCUCCCCGGGCUGCUGCCGCAGGAAACUGGCAGGCGCUCGGAGUCGGACCUUGACCUCGCGUCCAAUUUAAUAUCGGCUCUGCGGGGGUUGGAGUCCUGCACAGAUGGAGAGGGGCCCGGGGCGACGCUCUGGGUCAGAAGUGUAGAGCUCGACCCGCGAGCGGCGGCGCGGCGGGAGCUGCUGGAUGGCGUCAACACGACGUGCGGCCCGGCAGCCGCGGCGACGGACACUGCCGCCGACGAGGCGGCAUCGCGGGCCGGCAUCGCGGUUGGUGCUGACGCCAUUAUGAUUGACCGCCUAUCCUCCAACGCGGCAUGGGAGAUUCUCGUCGCCGCCGAUAGGGCAGCAGGUGGCGGCGGCGGCUCCGGAAAGAAGCAGCGAGAUGGUGGCGGCGCCGGGGAUGUCCCAGAGGACUGGGCAGACUUUAUCGGCGCGCAGCAGCAAGGCGUGCCUGCCGUAUCAUUGCCUAGUGCCUCCGCCGCCAACGCCGCCGCCAACGCCGCCGCCAACGCCUUCGGCCCGGGCUACAUCAGCGAGGCUGCCACAUCGGUCAGCACCGACAGUGCGUACAACUCAGAGACGGAGUUUUACGUGGAUGACGAGGACGAUGAUGAGCACCGGGGCCGUGCGCUAGCCGCGGCGCUCGCGCAGUCGCCCCGCACCAGCCAGACGGAGGUGUCUACGCGGCUGCCACCGCUGCUGCAGGAGCUGCAGCUGGAGCGGCUUCAGCCGCCGUCGUCCGCGGGUAUCUCGCCCGAGACGGAGCCGGUGGUCUGCGGCCCUGUCGCCGCGGCCGGUAGGGUCCGGAUGCGGCAUGACACAGUUGCUAGAUGCGCUGGCGGUGGACGAACGCCAGCGCCGUCAUUUGUCGCCCAAGCCGCAAACGAGGCCGCGACGACUGCCGCAUCUGCCGAUGGGCAAGGGGCUGGAGAAGCGAGUAGUCUGGAGCUGCGUGUUGAUUCGGCCGGCGAGGAUCUGGGCGCUACAUUUUGGGGCGUGUUCCCAGUCAUGGAGGUUAAGCCAGAUUUGCUAGCUGCGGCGGUGGUGGCGGAGGAGGCAAGGAGGGCCGAGGAUGCAUCCGGGGCAGCGGCAGCGGCGGCGGUGGCAGCUGCGGUUUCGGCGGAGGCGUUAGGCUUGGCGCCGGUGCCGGUUAAAGGGACGACAACAGAAGACUUGGAGGCUACGCUGUCGGGACCCUUCCCGGUGUUGCCGCUCGUACUGCUGCCUCCAAUGCAGCACCACCAGGCCUCGCCGGCGGCGGCGGCGGCACUUGGCGCCAGCCACUCGGGGCAUUAUAACCUCACCAGCGACGACCGUAGCAGCAGCAGCAGCAGUACUGUAGACGGCUCUGCUCCAGCCGCGACGCCUUCGUCUUUCUCCUUCCCAGGGCCGCACCGCACCGCCCCUGCAUGGGACGGCGCACCCCUCAGUGCCGGCGGCGGGAGCGGCAAUCAGUUCGCUACCGCUGCCGCCGAAGCAGCAGCUGCUGCCGCUGACAGCAGGCAGGAAUGCCGCCGUGGCCGCCUUACCCUUGAACCGGGGCAGGAGCAGCCGCAGCCGCAGCCACAGCCGCACGGUAUAAUGGACCUCACUGCGAGCUUUGACUUCUUGCCCGUCGCUGGAUGCGGCAGCAGCCGCUUGGCGGCGCCGCCAGGUGCAAACUCUGUGCCAUCCCAGCCUGUUGUACAGCAGCAACGGAGCUCGCCGCCCGAUGCUGUAGCCGCGUUCGGUAGUGAACAAGUCAGGGCAGAACAUGGAGAUGGAGAGAAGGACGGCGGCCAGGAGUCCUGCAGCCGGCAAGGCGACGCAGGCCGCAUUUGCAGUGGCAGUGACGGCAACGGCAGCGGCAGCGCAGCAAGUCCCAAAAUCUCUAUUCUGCCGCCUCUUCCACGACCCAGGAUGUUGGUCCAAAGUCCGCAGCAUCAGCAGCACCAGCAGCAUCAGGUAUGGGUAGAUCUGACCGACGACGAUGAGGGCGGCGAUGACGAUGGCGGCGGCAGCCGAAGAGCUGCUGAUGACGCACCUGCCGACACCGACAGCGGCCGGCGUUACAAUGGCGCACCGGCGGACACGGCGGCGGAUGCGGGCGGAAUGGUGGUUUCCAGCGGCCACGGUUCCCUUAGCGACGAGGUUUGCAGGGGCACGGUGGCUGCAGGUGACGACGGAUCGGGUUGGCCGCUGCCGCCGGCGGCAGCGCGGGCAGCAGCCGGGAUCACGCCGCUGUUGCUGCCGAAUCCGCUGUACAGCGAGACGAGCGAAAUAUCGCCCCCCUGGAGCGCUGCAGACUGGAACACAGAUGGCAGCCCGCUGGAGCCCGCCAAGCCGCGGGAUGGAAGUAUUGAAGACGGCUCCUUGCCAUCUACUCCGGGAAGCAGGUCGGCAGGCGCCAACUUCGACGACAGCCGCCCCUGCCGCCGCCACCACAGCAGCAGCAUCAGAGACGACGCGCCAGACGCGCCAGAAGGUGGCACUAUUCAGAUGCACGCGGCCGAGCGAAAUACCACCUACUACGAGGCCUGGGGAUUGCUGCAUGAGGCGGCGGCGCCACAAGAGCCGACGCCCUCUGGAACGCUGGAUUCGGAUAACCCCUUCGGGAAUAACCAAUUUGCUAUUCGCCGUUGCACGAGUGGCAAAAGCGCCAGGAGCAGCGACAAAAGCAGCAGCGGAACCCGCAGGCGUAGAUUGGGGCAGGGGGGGCUUCGUUCCUACUACAGUGAUGACGGGGCGGUGAAGGCGGGGGCGGAGGCGCCGGAAGGUAACGCCUACGCCAUCAAUGAGCUAGCUGACUUGCUGCAGGCGCUUCAUGAGGCGGAAGACGUGAAGCCUCACGGGUACAAGGGGCUGAGGGAGGAGGGGCACGAGGGGUGUGCUUCCCGGGCGGAUGGUCACCCGAACGACGACGACGACGAUGACGAUGUGCGCAGCCUGUUGGCUGCGGGGGCCACUCUGAGCAAUAGCGAAAAGCGGCGGCGGCAGCGGCAGCGGCGGCGCAUGGGCGAUGUCGCCAACACUGCCGCCGACUUGGAUCCCUUGAGGCAUCAUCCCAUUGACCUGCUACGGCAGGAUUGGGAGUUUUCGGGCGGCGUUGCAUCGCCCAUCUCGCCUCGCUCCACGCCGCGUGAUGACGAGGCGCGCCUCUCUCCGCUGGCUAGAGAGGCGGCAGCGGAAGUGCUGCCAACGCGGUCCAAGUCACCGUCACCGAUGCCGCCGUCACACCAGGAACUUGAGAAACAAGGAUUGCAAGAAGGAAAGCAGCCGAAGCAACAGCAGAAACAGGAGCAGGACUUACAGUCAUUGCUGCCAUUGUGUGCACAGCAGCGUGGCCGCACCAGUCCCUCCCCCGUCCGCCGCAGCGGCGUUCCCAGCUCCUCGCCGCGCGCGACUCCCAGCCCGUGUCCUAGCUCUAGCUCGCUGAGGAGGUUCUCCCAUGUCUCCAACCUGGGUGCAGAGCGCAACUGCGCCAGCGGCAGCCCCAGCGCCGCUGCGCUAGGCGCAAGCUCGCCCACCGCCGCCAUGGCUUCUUCUGCAGGGGCACCCUCAUCCCCAAGCACCUUCUCCGCCCUCAUGGCUUCCCCGCGCUCUGCGGUCCUGUCUGGACGGCCAUUGAGCCCGCUGGAAGCCAGGCAGCUCAGCCGAGCUCUGCUGGGCCGCGCCCGGAGCCGCGUUGCUGAGCUGGAGAGUCAGUGCAGGGCGUUGGCGGCGUCACUAGCGGCGUCGCUGCAGCAAGCAGCUGCUGGUGGCGCUGCCGGGGACGGUGGCGUUGACGGCGCUGCCGGGGACAGUGGCAGCUCCGUUCGCGAGCCCGCGGCGGCCCUCCCGCUGGACGACGCAGCUGCGGCCACCCAGGCGUCCGCCUUGAAGGGACGGUCACCGUCGGGGACGCCGCCCGACCGGCGGGAUUGCUCUCCCGGUGGCAAUUGGGCGCUGGGGGAUGUGCGCGGCGGGGCCAGCUGCGGUAAUAGUGGAGCGCUGGUGAUGGUGACCCCGCCGCCGGUGGCGCCGGCGGAGGUGGUGGACGCGCUGGAGGAUCUGCGGGGUGACCUCGGCGGGCUAGAGGUCCUCCACAGGAUGUCAGUGCGCGCACGCAAGGGUGCGGUCGGCGGCGGAGCAAGCCCAGCGUCGUUGGUGACGCCGUUGCCGCCGCCGCUGCCGCCGUCUGAGCAGCGUCCAACGGUGCUGCUGCUGCCCUGCGGCACGGUGGCUGCUCCCGCGGCCGCGGAGCCGUCCGCCGGCUCAGCGACGGCAGCGGCACGAGCGCAGCCGGCGCUGCCAGACGCCCCGGAUGAUGGACAGCAGUGCGCAGGACAGGCGACGCCGCGGCAGCUGGACAGUGCCAACCUGGAUGCCUCUGGGGCUUUAAGGGCCGCAUCUGGCCGAAUGUCAGUGUUGUCGCCAUCUACACCUGCGGCAGCCGCUGCGGUGGACGCCUUCAUGGCGCAAGCAACCAGCGGGUCAGCCUGCGACGACUUGGAUAAACUCGCAGCAGAGCCGGGCACGACCGCCGCCGCCCCCGAGCUUGCGAAGAUGCCAACGCAAGCAUUGGAAUCCAUCCAAAGGUCCGCUACGCCGUUACAGUCGCCGCCAACGGCUUCGGGUGGCCCAGGGUACGACAGUGGAGGUUUCGCCAGGGGUGCAGCGGCGGUGCUGGCGGCGGCGUCGACAUGGCCGGCGCCACAGAUCCCGCUCGGAUCCGUUGGUGGAACGGGAUUGCCCUCCCUGGAUCCUGCGUUGAUGACGAUGCUACAGCUGUCCAUUCAGGCCCAGGUGCAGGGUCAGCUGGGGCAGCUGGAGGCCAAGAUAGCGGACCUGCAACGUCAGAACGAGGCGUUGCUGGCCGCCUCCACGGCGGCAUCUACCCCCGCCACACCGUUGCCGCCGGCGUUUCGGCCCGGCUGGCCCGGCGCCGUGUUGCCCAUGACGCCGCAGUCGCUGCUCACUGUGAUGAGCGUGACACCGUCGGCGACGGCGGCAGCGGCAGAUGGAGGUGUUACUGGCGGCGUUGCGAGGAGAGGUGUUGUUGGCGUCGGCGUCGAGGGUGGGGGGGAGUGGCGGCCGGGUGCCGGCGACGCGACUUCAACAACUGCCUUGCGUCCGAACGGAAGUGGGAGUAGGAGUGGAAGCCUGGGGGAAGUGUGGACGAGGGAUGGUUAUGAAGCCGGCGGAGGUGUUGGCGCGUCGGCGGAUAGGCUGGUGUCGUCGCGGGAAGCGGCGUGGACUGCUUUCCCAGCGAUGUGGGAGACCACGCCGGCACCGGGGCUGGUGCCGGCGGCUGUUUUGCCUGGCGCUGCCGCGUCGAGAGGUUACUCGUCCAUGGGCGUCGUUCCAUUGGUAGCUGCGGCGACAGCAACGGCAGCAGCCGCAACGCCAUCGUCAGCUGACACCCAAGUCCUGACGCCAUUGCCUACUGGCCUGCGGGUUUCGCUGUCAGCUGGACCGUUCAGCCCAGAGGAGUUGUCCCACCUGCCGCCGGCCGUUCAGCUCUUUGCACCGCCACAGCUGCGGGCGGCGGCGCUGGCGGCAGCGAAGGAUCAGGCGCAUGCUAGCGGUCAUUCUUUAUAG
Messenger RNA from Volvox carteri f. nagariensis, 8871 nucleotides. RefSeq lists its product as uncharacterized. The record is from RefSeq and is a predicted model, not a curated record. Bases 1 to 8871 code for a protein of 2956 amino acids. The transcript is spliced from 13 exons. NCBI's taxonomy places the organism in Eukaryota, Viridiplantae, Chlorophyta, Chlorophyceae, Chlamydomonadales, Volvocaceae.